Molecule: messenger RNA, 704 nt
Organism: Castor canadensis (American beaver)
Lineage: Eukaryota; Metazoa; Chordata; Mammalia; Rodentia; Castoridae
Source: RefSeq, a predicted model, not a curated record
UGCAAAUAGCUGCUUUCAUUACCAUUUCUGGAAGGUAUUUUUGUGAAGUGGUUUGACAUCUAUAUUGAUUCUUAUCUGUUUGUAACAUUCUAAUUCUUUUGAGAAGUAUAAUCACACAAAAGAUUUUACCAAAUGGCUCUUUCUGUGUUGGGAUCUGUAUAGGGCCAAAGCCACAAGAGUCGGACUCUGAUGAUCUGGGUGAGGAAGACUUUGAAUAUUUAGACAGUGAUGAUGACUUAGACCUUGGAACGCAGGACAACAGUGAAGAGGCUUCUCUGAAAGGAGCUCUUGGCAAUCUCAAGUCAUAUAUGGCCCAGAUGGACCAGGAACUGGCACAUACCACCAUUGGCAAAAGUUUCAGCACUCAGAAGCAAGUGAAUAAAAAACCACCAUCCCAGACUACCAAUAACAAUUCAGAAGAGGAAGACUAUGGUGCAGGAGACUCUGUAAUGACGCCAGUGGAUGUAGACCUGAACCUGGUUUCAAAUAUAUUAGAAUCCUACAGCUCCCAAGCUGGACUGCCAGGACCUGCUUCCAACCUUUUACAGAGCAUGGGAGUACAGCUCCCUGACAACACCGAUCACAGACCCACAAGUAAGCCAAUGAAAGAUUAACCAGCAUAUCUAGCUUCUUUUUUUUUUUUCUCUCUCUCUUUAAAUAAACAAUGAGUCUUAAAUAUAUUCAUUUCUACUUUACAUACUCAU